This is a messenger RNA of Procambarus clarkii (red swamp crayfish), 2410 nucleotides long. The record is from RefSeq and is a predicted model, not a curated record. NCBI's taxonomy places the organism in Eukaryota, Metazoa, Arthropoda, Malacostraca, Decapoda, Cambaridae.
CAUCUGUGCCGGGUGUAACGUGGUGCGGCCGUGGGGAGCCUGCGUCACGGGCGCGCUGGGUGGAGCAGUGUUCCUCGCUAUCCACUCUCUGCUGCCCAAACUGAAGGUUGACGACCCACUUGAUGCUGUGGCUGUACACAUGGGAGGUGGGUUGUGGGGGCUGGUUGCUGUGGCCCUCUUCCAGGAUGGUGGCAUUGUGUACGGGGGCAGCGCGGAGGUCCUCGCCUGGAACAUAGUGGGGGCGCUGGCCAUAGUGGCCUGGUCUGGUGGUCUUUGUUUGCUUAUGUUUGGUUCCCUCAGGCUGCUCGGCGUCUUGAGGGUGCCUCCAGAAAUGGAAAUUGCAGGAAUGGACAUCUUGAAGCACGGGGAGCCAGCCUACCCGGCUGAAGCUUGGCUGGAGAGCCAGUACGAUGGCUCCGUCAAGGCUCAGGAGGAUAUCAACAGGAACACCUAUCUGCCACCCAACAUGUCUGCCCCGUGGAAAUCCGGCUGGAGACUCCCGGCGCCGUACCCAACACACCUGGUACAGUGGAAGGUGUCCGAGGCGCGAGCACCUCACGGUAACGCUCCCCAUCUCACAUACAACCUCACUCAACCCAUCCACAACGCAAGUGAAUUCCAUCCCAGUUAUGACAGGUCGAGCUAUGAUCUAGCGGGACGGCUGCGACACCAUAAUUAUGAAGAAACGAGAGGUUACCAAGGACCUACGACGGUGGCAUGAUGGUUGACACGCGUUAGGGGGGGGGGGUAGAAAUAGCCUAAGCUACUCUACCCCUUUGAGAUGUAUUUCUUUCUUGUCUCAAUAAACAUACUUGAACUUGGUUGACACGCGCCUAUCGCCCCUGUUCAUCCAGCAGUAAACGGGGAUUUGGCUGUACAUCGAUUGGAGGAUCUUGUUCUGGGGAAAAUAUGCUGGUCAAGCUUUAACAAGGUCCAUGAUGAGGAACAGUUCUUAGCUUGCAGAAAUGGUUAAAAACUUGGGUUCCUUCUCCUUUACACUCUAGAGGUAAUGAUGUAGGCUAACAGGCAGUAGGAUAACUCCAAGCAGAAAUUGUAUGCAAAGACAUUAACCGGUUUGGUCUUAUUGUGUUUGAUUUUAGUUAAGAAAGUUAUGGGCUCCGAGCUUGAAAUACAGUACAGUAGUCUAGAUGUAGGUACAUAAACAAUAUCUAAAGUUGAGCACUUCAUUUUAAAGCCCUUGUGUUCAAGUUGGUUCUACAAGUCCUAAAAUAUGUUUGGUUAUUCGCGCACGUUGCUUUAUUUAAAAAAUUCGUGAACUAUUAUGAUGAAUGCAUUUUGUUCCAGAGCGAGAGGACAGUAUUUCAACAUAAUAAAUGAGAUGUGAAUUGUUAUAAAUGGAUUAAUACAUUAACUGUUGUGUAAAUAACUUUGCAUUGAACAAGUUGUCAUAAUUCUAUUAACUGUCUGUUGUAUGCUUCGCGAGGUUUGAAAUAUUUUCGUCCAUGUCUAAUGAAGGUAACUGAGAGGACAGAUUGAUUGAUGAAGAUUAAGCCACCCAAAAGGUGGCACGGGCAUGAAUAGCCUUUAAGUGGUGGCCCUUUUAAGCCAUUACCAGUAUCAAGAGCUAAUACUGAAGAUCUGUGGAGGUGCGACUGCACCCAGCGUGACGGGAGAUGUCUCCCGGACCAAAUGGUGACCAGAUGGUGUGAGAGGACAGGCUCCAGAUGGAGUUGAGUAUGUCAACCAUACUCAGGAACACUCCAGUCAGAUUCACAUCCGGUAAAAAUGUCCAUUGCCUCAUCCACCACCCAGUGUUUAUCCACUUGAAUAGUUUUCUAGGAUUUCAUGUGUUGGAAUCCUUAGGAUUAAGCUUUUAAGUGCCUUGGAGAAGUCUAAUGACAGCACAUCAUCUGCCAAAAUUGUAUUCACGAAACUGGAAAGCAUUUCCAGUUAUGGGCUUUUUUUUUAUUAACACAUUUUAGUACAUCACAAUCGACUUGAGAAUGAUCCAGGACGGACCGAAAUGUCGUCGUCCCUUCAUCUUGUGGUCUGGUCAACAUACUUCAGCCACGUUAUUUUGACUCCUCGCCUGCAUAACAAAAUCUGAAUUUGUGCAGCUACCCUAGACUAUAUGAAGGGGAGUACAAUGUCAAAAACGCUUACGGGCUCUAUGUAGCUCACCAUAGCCGGUGCUACAUGGACACUUCGUUCUGAGUAGCUAAAUAUGAAACAACAACAACAACAUCAAAAACUAGCUGUGAGAUGCUAAAAAUCCCCAUCACACAGGAUGGUUAGUCAUACAGAGGCGGUUUGUUAGGGAUGUUUUGUUUUUUUCAGCGAAUCUGAAAUAUUAUAAUUAUUUUUAGACGCUUCUUAUUAAGGCAUCAAAGAAGGUAUAAAAUGAAGCCAUGAGAAUAAUCUUAGGAUGAACAAGAAAUGUUAUGAUUGA